AUGGCGCAGGUGGAUCGCGCGCAGUCGAACGCUGUGAACCUGCAGGUGCUCAAGCGCCAGGAUGCGGACGUGAUGGAGAUCGUGGACACUGCCGGCCACGUGGUCAUGUACGAGUUCGAUCAGGACGCGCAGAGCUGGAAACGGAAAGACGUCGAGGGCUGCUUGUUCGUUGUGAAAAGAUCGUCGUCGCCGCGUUUCCAGGUCUUUGUGAACAAUCGACUGAGCACGACCAACAUGAAGCUAGAGCUAGACGGACGUCUUCAAGUGGACAAUGUUGAUAGCUUUCUUAUUCUUCGCAGUCCCGAUUCGACGUACCCGUCGGGGUUUGCGAUCUAUGGCAUCUGGUUCUUUCCCGAAGAAGAUCGCACCAAGAUCCUCUUGCUGUUUCAACGUCUCAUCCAGUCGCUGAAAGCUCCGCAAGGCGCUGCCAUUGUGGACACUACGCAUCAGCCCACAAAGGGGCUGUCGCCGAUCAAGACAAGGGCUCAGCCAAAGAUGCAGCAGCAGCAGCAGACGUCACAGCCUACACAGCAGCAAGAACAACAACCGGAGCGGCCUCCGUCACAACCGCGCAAUCGAGGACGUUCGCGCAGCAAAUUGGAUGAUUCAAAGCGACGUGGCACGAGUGCAACAAAACCCACGGCGAUUCUGCAGCGAGACCCGAAAGACAAGCGUAGCAACAGCAGCAGCAGCAGUGGGGGGAGCGCGAACGGCCUGGUCAAGCAGCAGCAAAUCGCCUCGAUGGUCGGCAGCUCGAGCGGUAUGAUUCCAAUUUCCAAGGCCGACGGUGUCGCUGCGGGUGAAGCAAUUAUGGACAUGAUCUCGCAAAAUCGAGCGCGGCACCAGCAGAAGCAGCAACCGACGGCGUCCAGUGUGAACAAGGAGCAGUUGAAGCAGACACUGAUUGGUCUGCUGGAUGACACGCAAUUCUUCGACCAGAUUUAUUACGCGUACGUGGACCGUGUGUCGAACCGAGGAUGA
This is a messenger RNA of Hyaloperonospora brassicae, 981 nucleotides long. The record is from the annotation of a GenBank genome assembly. NCBI's taxonomy places the organism in Eukaryota, Oomycota, Peronosporomycetes, Peronosporales, Peronosporaceae.